AAGUUAAGAGAAAAGAUGUAAGGAUGUGUUGCCUGCACUGGCCAACGACAGGCCGUGUUUGAACGCUGAUUUCAAGGCUAAAGUAAAGUCCAAAACGGAUGUUUACGAUGCAACCUUCAAGUGGACUAAAGACGAUCUACAGAAAGCAUAUUCUUCCUAUUCGCUUACUUUCUUUCCUUUUAAUUUUGUAUUGGAGACGCUUCUUCGCGGUAGACAAGUCGAGGGGUCGCCAGAUAGUUUUCAUGAUUUAUUGCAUCAAGAAACAUGUGAAGCACAUAAGGUCUAUCAACUGGCUACAAGGCUUAGCUUUUCAAAUAAAUACUUCUUGUGGUAGUGGAUGGACAAGUAACAAACAACAUAUGACUAAUCUGUCUAUGUUUGAGGGACAACUUAUUUAUCAUCACCUAAAAUGAGUAAACAUUUUUACUUUAUUUUGUUCUUCUUUUUGUAUGCAAGAGGUAAUGAAGUCACAGAGUGCGAUUCAUUUUAUACACAAGGAAACCGACCGGAAGAGUUCAGAGAAUCCCUUAAUGAAACCUCUUCUAAUAGCGAAGAGGAGCACAAUACUGGAAAGAUUGUUGGUGGUGUCUUGGGAGCAGUUGCAUCUGUCAUACUUGUUCUAGGCCUAGUCAUCAUGGUUGCAUGCAAGAAAUGCUAUAGCCAGGAAGGACACGAGGAAACGGAAUCAGAGGUUUUCACAGUAGAAGACCAAGAAGAAGUAACUUUGACCCAAGUCACAUGAAAUGAAAGUAAAUCUUGAAUGGACAAAACAGUUCUGAGAAUGGUUCUAUAAGAAAUAGAAACAAUUCAAACCUGAAACGGACAUUGCCAUCAACGCUCUGGUCAAAUAAAAUCAAAUCACAACCACUUACGAAUAUUAAACUUCCAAACAUUACAGUUCAUAAACGUUUGUCCAAGUCCCUAGCAUUUGUACAGAAACUGUGGUCUACUGCGUGCUUGUGUGUGUGUGUUUGUGUGCGUGUGUGUGUGUGUAAAGAUUUUUUGGGAAAAAUUACCCUGAUUUAUUUGCUACAAGUCAUGUAAUAAAUCCAAUUUUUCAUAACCAAACAACUGGUUAUACUUCUACGUCAAACCUUCUUUGACAGGUGACUGUUUUCACUAAUAUAUAUCACAGUUUUUAUACUGUACAGGAUUUUCGUGUGAAUAGUUGAAAAUGUUUUAAACAGCUGGGCUUUGUGACAUCCAAACAAGAAUCAUAGUAUAUUCUGUAGUGGCUAGACGAUAAUACAUUUUACGAUUGAAGAAUCUGAUAAGAACAUUCCUCUUCAAAGACACCAAACAUGC
Pomacea canaliculata is the source of this 1305-nucleotide messenger RNA. RefSeq lists its product as uncharacterized. The transcript is spliced from 7 exons. The coding region runs from base 410 to 742 and encodes 110 amino acids. NCBI's taxonomy places the organism in Eukaryota, Metazoa, Mollusca, Gastropoda, Architaenioglossa, Ampullariidae. The record is from RefSeq and is a predicted model, not a curated record.